Messenger RNA from Lactuca sativa (garden lettuce), 1995 nucleotides. RefSeq names its product alanine aminotransferase 2 (gene ALAAT2). Gene Ontology annotation, molecular function: pyridoxal phosphate binding; L-alanine:2-oxoglutarate transaminase activity. Gene Ontology annotation, biological process: biosynthetic process. Lineage: Eukaryota; Viridiplantae; Streptophyta; Magnoliopsida; Asterales; Asteraceae. The record is from RefSeq and is a predicted model, not a curated record.
GAUUGGUUAAAAUGAAAAGGGUUCGAGUAAAAAAAGAGCAUUACAUUUGGGGAAUAAGUUAUCUGAGGAAGGCUAAAGGCUGUUUGUUGGAUUGAAUUGAAUUGAAUUGGGUUUGAUUUUUAUUGAGAUUUGAGAGCGAAUACGAAUCUUCUGCGUGACCGCAGCCCCUUGUUUCUUUCUCCCUCACACACGCAUCAUUGACGGCUUAAAAAGGAAAUACCGCCAUGCGGAAAUUCGUAGCCCACAGAGCCAAGAAGCUGAUCACAAACGCCACCGCUUCCCUGCUCAAUCCCCAUCAUCAAUCGUCUUCUUCUUCAAAUCAGUAUUAUACUUCUGCUAGGCUUGCUCGAUUCUUCACAUCUCUCCCUUCCGACACAUCCAUGGCUUCCGACAAGUCAACACCGCCUCUUACUGUCGACUCCCUCAACCCAAAGGUCUUGAAAUGUGAGUAUGCUGUACGUGGUGAAAUUGUCUCUCUGGCUCAGACAUUACAGCAAGACUUGCAAGCAAAUCCAGGCACUCACCCUUUUGAGGAGAUACUUUACUGUAACAUUGGAAAUCCACAAUCUCUUGGUCAACAGCCCAUCACUUUCUUCAGAGAGGUUCUUGCUUUAUGUGAUCAUCCCACCAUAUUGGACAAGAGUGAAACACAGGGCUUGUUUAGUGCUGAUUCCAUAGAAAGAGCAUGGCAGAUUCUUGAUCAAAUUCCUGGUAGAGCUACUGGUGCAUAUAGUCACAGUCAGGGUAUCAAGGGAUUGCGUGACACCAUAGCUGCUGGCAUUGAAGCUCGUGAUGGUUUUCCUGCUGAUCCAAAUGAUAUCUUUUUAACAGAUGGUGCAAGUCCUGCAGUCCAUAUGAUGAUGCAAUUACUAAUAAGAUCAGAACAAGAUGGAAUCUUCUGUCCAAUUCCUCAGUACCCUCUUUACUCGGCUUCAAUCGCCCUUCAUGGUGGAACUCUUGUUCCUUAUUAUCUUGAUGAAGGAACAGGGUGGGGACUUGAGGUCUCUGAGCUCAAGAAGCAACUGGAAACUGCUAGACAAAAGGGUAUUACUGUUAGAGCCCUUGUUGUCAUUAAUCCAGGAAACCCAACUGGCCAGGUUCUUGCUGAAGAGAACCAACGAGCCAUUGUUGAGUUCUGCAAGAAAGAAGGUUUGGUUCUUCUAGCAGACGAGGUUUAUCAAGAAAACAUCUAUGUCCCUGAAAAGCAGUUUCACUCUUUCAAGAAAGUUGCACGUUCAAUGGGAUAUGGUGACAAGGAUAUUCCCUUGGUUUCUUUUCAGUCAGUGUCUAAAGGGUAUUAUGGGGAAUGUGGGAAAAGAGGUGGAUACAUGGAGGUGACUGGUUUCAGUCCUGAAGUUAGGGAACAAAUCUACAAGGUGGCAUCUGUGAAUCUUUGUUCGAAUAUUUCUGGUCAAAUUCUUGCAAGCCUUGUUAUGAGUCCUCCAAAGGUUGGAGAUGAAUCCUAUGAUUCCUAUUUUGCUGAAAGAGAUGGCAUCCUGACAUCACUUGCAAGGCGUGCAAAGACAUUGGAAGAUGCACUGAACAGCUUGGAGGGAGUUAGCUGCAACAAAGCAGAAGGUGCAAUGUAUCUUUUCCCACAGGUUAAGCUGCCAAAUAAGGCCAUAAAAGAGGCAGAAAAAGCUAAAAAAGCUCCGGAUGCAUAUUAUGCAAUUCGCCUCCUUAAUGCCACUGGUAUUGUUGUGGUUCCUGGAUCUGGUUUUGGUCAGGUGCCAGGAACAUGGCAUUUUAGGUGCACGAUAUUGCCGCAGGAGGAAAAGAUUCCAGCCAUAGUUACAAGGUUGACAGACUUCCACAAGAAGUUCAUGGAUGAGUUCCGUGAUUAGAGGCGUUUCUUUUUUCUUUUUUUGAGAGAGAGAAAAGGAUAAAUUUAGAUUUGAAAUAAAAGCUCAAAUAACUUUUACAGAUUUGAUAACUAUGAUUUUGUAUCUUUGUAAUGAUUAGCAUGAUUGAUAAUGGUGACUGAGAUUUUGUGUU